Molecule: messenger RNA, 610 nt
Organism: Trypanosoma cruzi
Lineage: Eukaryota; Euglenozoa; Kinetoplastea; Trypanosomatida; Trypanosomatidae
Exons: 1
Source: RefSeq, a predicted model, not a curated record
AUGCUGCGGCGGGCUGUUGUUGCCCUUCGACGGGACGCGCUUAACGGCGGCAGCUCGAUGACUCUGGGCUCAAAGGGAAUGAAACUUUCCCCGGAUCCUCACCGCAGGCGCAUGCCGUGGACGGCCGCAAAGGAGUAUGUGCCCGGUGUUGUUCUUAACGCCAAGGAAAAGAUGGUGCUGGAUGGCGUACAACUGGUGGAUGUGGAGUGCGUUGACCGUGCAUCGCAGGUGGAUCCGCUGGAGGCAUUGCGGGCGACCGUGGCCACGUACGAGUACAAUACAUCCACCGGAAAGAACAUUUUCCAAUUGGCCUCUCAGGUGGAAUUUGAUGGCCGCGGGCAGCGGUUCUACCGCAAGGAGUGGCAGGAGGGGACGUACGACAAGUAUGUCACCCUUUCCGCCAUUGAUUUUAAUCGCGAUGGAAAUAAGGGAACUGCUUACGGUUACGUGACGUUUCACGGCGAAACCACGACAAGACCGGUGCAAAUAGACUUUGCGGAUGUUCCGGGGUGGCACAUGGAGUUUCGGGUGGAACGUGCUGUUCCUUUUAACGCGAUCGUUCCCCCACCCCCCAGUAUCGGUACAGACGUCCCUGUCGAUCCGCGUUCCU